UCGCCGGCCACCGUCCGCCGUUGGGCCGCUGCAGCCCUGUUGCUGCCCGGAUGUGGCCGAUCGAGGAAGAGGGAGAGGGAGAGGGCCGCCAUGAGCGACAUCCGGCACUCGCUGCUCCGCCGGGACGCGCUCAGCGCCGCCAAGGAGGUCCUCUACCACCUCGACGUCUACUUCAGCAGCCAGCUGCAGAGCGUGCCGCUGCCCAUCGUGGACAAGGGCCCCGUCGAGCUGCUCGAGGAGUUCGUCUUCCAGGUGCCCAAGGAGCGCGGCGCCCCGGCCAAGAGACUGAACUCGCUGCAAGAGCUUCAGCUGCUAGAGAUCAUGUGCAACUAUUUCCAGGAGCAAAGCAAGGACUCAGUCCGCCAGAUCAUUUUCUCCUCCCUCUUCAGCCCGCAAGGGAACAAAGCCGACGACUGCAGGAUGGCCCUCUUGGGGAAGCUUGUCUCGAUGGCGGUGGCCGUGGGCCGUGGGCCUGUCCUGGAGUGCGCGGCUUCGUGGCUGCAGCGGACACCGGCUGUCUACUGCGUGAGGCUGGCCCAGGCCUUGGUCGAUGACUACUGCAGCCUGGUGCCAGGCUCGGUCCAGACCCUGAAGCAGACCUUCAGUGGCAGCCCUCGCUUCUGCUGCCAGUUCAUCACAGCGGUCACCAUGCUGUACGACAUGUCGUCAGAUGACCUCAUCCCCCCUCCGGACUUGCUGGAGAUGGUCGUCUCCUGGAUCUUUGAGGACCCCCGCUUGAUCCUCAUCACCUUCUUGAACACCCCAAUUGCAGCCAGCCUGCCGAUUGGCUUUCUAGAGCUCACCCCGCUCAGCGGCCUGAUCCGCUGGUGCGUGAAGGCCCCGCUGGCUUACAAGCGGAGGAAGCCCCCUCCGGCCUCCAAUGGCCACCUCAACGGCAAGGCCGCCAAGGACUCGGCCGCCGGCUGCGACCAAGAGAGCCGCCCCUUGUACUCCAAGCUGCACCUCAGCGUCCUCCAGGUCCUGAUGAUGCUGCAGGGGCACCUGACCGAGAAGAACCUGUAUGGGCGCCUGGGGCUCGUGCCUUUCGACCACGUGGUUUCCCUCGUGGAGGAGAUGAGCAGGCUCUCGGACGCACUCAACCCGCUCCACGCCUCCAAAGAGAUUGAGCUGGCCCUGGACCGGCUGGCCCAGGCCUUGCAAGUGGCCAUGGCCUCCGGAGCGUUGCUGUGGACCAGAGAGGAUCUAAGGACCGUGUGCUCCAGGCUCCCACACAACAACCUGCUUCAGCUGGUGAUCUCAGGCCCAGUCCAACAGCCGUCUCACGCAGCUCUGCCCCCAGGAUUUUAUCCCCCCAUCCAUACCCCCCCGCUAGGCUAUCCUACCCACGCAGCACACCCCGCGAUACCAGCCCAUCCUGUACAGACGUUCAUGCCGGGCAUGGCCUUUCCCUACCGGCCAAUCCGCUAAAGAAACAGGGCUCCAGCCCUGUCCGACAAAUCUUAUUUUCCAUUCAUUGCGGAGUCUUUACAAAGAGAACCAGACAUACAUACUUUGGGGGGAAAACUUCUCCAUCUCUAAUAGCGCUGCAUGAUGUCUAGAAGAAAAGAUUUCUUCUUCUGCAGGAGUGGACUGAUGGCGCUAGACCCUAAGGUGGGACCAUCUUUUUAAAAAAUCUAGUCAUAUUGUAGAGACAGGAAGCACAGUCCCCUGGAAUGGACGGAAUCUCUUUCCCCUCUACUGUCAGCCCAGUUUGACUGUUGUAAGUAGAUUCUCCUGGGAAGAGGACAGGAUUCACCACCUGCUAUUUCACUGGCAAAAUCUUUGUACAACCCCUUCCCCCCCCCCCCCAUCCUUUAAGUAAAAUGUUUGGAUGACUCUUACGUAGGAGAACAGCUACUUCACACUUUGUAAGCUGUUUUGUUGGGUCUUUUCAUGUGAAUAUCUACAAUAUGACUGAAGUUUUUUUUUUU
Molecule: messenger RNA, 1931 nt
Organism: Elgaria multicarinata webbii
Lineage: Eukaryota; Metazoa; Chordata; Lepidosauria; Squamata; Anguidae
Gene: INTS15
Product: integrator complex subunit 15
Exons: 7
Coding region: 91-1428 (445 amino acids)
Source: RefSeq, a predicted model, not a curated record